AUGGAACCGACGAAUAUCCCUAUUUGGGGACCAGAAUCCCCUAUGUCUUCUGUGUCCAGCCUUAGCGACUUCCCCUCCACCCCUAGCGGCGACGAUGUCGAGAAGAGCAAACGUCCCAGCAAAGGCGCCGAUAGCCAGGCCAACAGCGAAGGUACGGUAGAAUGGCUCGCCACGACCCGAGAGCGUCGUUCUACUGCUGGCAACCGAAUGAAAUCGAUGCUUGCAAACGAGGAGCCCGAUUCCGACCUUGAACUACUUUUUGCCGAAGACGAGAACGAUCAGGGCUUCUCUGAAGUUGAUGAGAAUGCCUCCGAUGUGCAAAUGGACUCUUCAGACGACGAAGACGAUAAUGGCAACAAUGAUGAUGAUCUCGAGGGAGAGAAGGAGUUGGAAAAGCAGGCAAAGGAGCGCCGUGCUGCUCAACGCAAGCGAAAAGCCCAAGAAGCCAUCCCCGCCAAGUUCCGCAAGAAAGUCCGAAUCGAUCCCACGACCAGAACGCCAUCAGCGCCCAUGAGACCGGCACCGCGACCAAAGAAGAAAUCCGAGCGCACUUCGUGGUUGCCUUCAGCUGCCGAUCUACCGACUCGAGCCUCGUCCCGUCAAACGACACGACUUUCAAAGGAGCAGCUCCAUCAGCAAAUGGUGGAGCGAGAGGAGCGCCGGAUAAAGCAGCUAGCUCAGAUGCAGAAGAAGGCGGCCAAGCUAGAGGCGAUGAAGAAACCACCAAUGACGCAGGAAGAGAGACUCCGAGAGGCAGCCAUUGUCGAGAAACGAAAUAGCAAAAGUCUGAAUCGGUGGGAAGAAGCCGAGAAGCAACGCGAGGAGGAACGUCGAGCAAAAUUGGCAGCUCUUCACAACAGAACCCUAAAAGGACCCGUGAUUACUUUCUGGAGCGGUAUUGGGGAGUGGAUGGGAAGGCAUAUGGUGAUCGAGGAACCCGCGAAGGAGAAGAGGAAGAGAGGUGAGAAGGCGAAGGGUAAAGAGAAAGAUCAAAAUGUGGGAAAGACGGCUGCAGCGGAAGGACAAAAAGCGGAAGACAAGAGCACUACUGCUCUUGGUGAUGCUGCUUCAAAUAUCAAGGAACAGCCAACGCAAAGUCAACCACCAGCCCCAGCUUCGUCCGCACCGCCUGUAUCAGAAUCAAAAGAAACCAAAACGUCUGCCCCGAUCAAAGGCGAUGACUCUAUUUCAAAGCCUCAAGAUUCAUCUUCAACGACAAAAGAUGGCAGUCCUUCUACUAUGCUCAAGACUGAAGAUGCCAGCCCAUCCUUGGCGAUGCCUCCCCCGCCUCACCCACCACCUACACAACCCAACGGUCUGGCCGCUCCAACUCUUCCACCGUCAAAGAUCCUAUCAGCACCGAGCCCUCCUCCAAGUGGCCUUGUCGCGCCGUCUCCGCCUCCGCCUACACCAGCUGGUUCAACGUCCACAACCUCCCUUGCCAUUCCUACGUCAGGACUUUCUCGUCCACCAGAUUCCAAACCAUCCGGGGUUCUUGCAGCCCCUAUACUCGCUCCGCCCUUAGGCAUCGGCGGUGACGGAGCUGUACCUCCAAUGAUGGGUUUCGGUAACCCCAAAUCCAAUGUCCUUGCACCACCAAAUACAUCCCAGAGUGUUAUGCCGCCUGCUUUGUCUACUGCCACCCCCACCAAGAAUGCCUCAUCUAUUAUCCCUGACUCUCGAGAAACCCCUUCAACAGCUACACCAGCAUCUUCUACGGCAAAGCUUCAACCAGCUCCCAACUCGUUCACUCAUCCGGCUGCAUCCUCUCCUCCCGGCAACUCCGCGGUAGCUCAAACCCACGAAUCCCAGCCUCAACCAUCGACCGGAGCCCGAAAUGCUAUAGUAUUUCAAAGCUUCGACGAAAACGCCCUCAAGGACCGUAGUAUCCAAACCCAGAUCAUCUUCGGUCGCAAGAUGAAUAGGCUCUCAAAACCUUCCCCUGCACCUCUUUGCGUCAUCACAAAUCAUCCCGCUCGGUAUCGUGAUCCACGCACUGGUCUCCACUACUACAACGCCUACGCGUAUCGCGAGAUACAACGCCUCACCCGUGGAGAGUACCGAUGGAGUCAUAUUCUGGGUGCUUGGGUUGGCAGCGGAACAUAUGCUGCGAGAGGCGUCCCUGAGCGCUUCCUGAAUCCUGAGAAGAAGGGGCCCGAGAAGGAGCCCACUUCUAAUGAGGACGUUAAAGUCAAAGAUGCCGUUGACGCCCAUAACCCAAGCCCUGAGAUCAAGACCCCUGAGGUAGCAUCGGAAAUCCGAACUCCUGGUGAGAAGAUGACUGGGAUUGAACAGGGGUCCUCCACACCACCAAAUUUAGAGCCCAGCAAGGCUACACGACCCAGUACGGCGUCACCGGCAGUCGUUGGAUCUACAAAUGCCACUAAUCCAGCGGCCGCAACAACCCCUACUCCAGUCCUGACAAACUCUACUAAAGACAUUCCAUAA
Fusarium poae is the source of this 2448-nucleotide messenger RNA. RefSeq lists its product as uncharacterized. The transcript has 2 exons. Gene Ontology annotation, molecular function: ATP-dependent H2AZ histone chaperone activity. NCBI's taxonomy places the organism in Eukaryota, Fungi, Ascomycota, Sordariomycetes, Hypocreales, Nectriaceae. The coding region runs from base 1 to 2448 and encodes 815 amino acids. The record is from RefSeq and is a predicted model, not a curated record. Gene Ontology annotation, cellular component: nucleus. Gene Ontology annotation, biological process: regulation of DNA-templated transcription; chromatin remodeling.